This is a messenger RNA of Phytomonas sp. EM1, 3024 nucleotides long. The record is from the annotation of a GenBank genome assembly. Lineage: Eukaryota; Euglenozoa; Kinetoplastea; Trypanosomatida; Trypanosomatidae.
AUGCCGAUUCAGGAGCAACAACAUGGCUUUAGCCGUCAGGAAGUAAUCUCCGCAAUUGAGGAGGUAGAUACAAAGCCGAGUCAGCUUCAACUGAUCCUGAAAAACUCACCGGAGCUUAUUCGAGAAUAUGGGGAUGAGCUACUGACUAUUGUUAUCCGACGCUGUGAUGUUACUACGCCGGCAGGAGGUGACUGUAAGUUGCUCGCGUUGAACAUUUGUUGGAAAGUUCUAUUGGCUAUUCUCACAGAUUCGCACGUUUCACAGCCCAUCUAUGAGUUGGGUGCAUUGUUUAUGUUGGACCAACUGCGUCACGGUGUUUUAUCACACGAUUGGACCGAUUCAAAGCUGAUAAAGCUAGCAACAUUUUUUGCGUCUCACAUCACCUUUAUAGUAAAGGCACAUCCCCGAUAUUUCCUUUGCGCUAAAGAGCAUGCGCUUGUGCGACGUGUCGUGGGUCUCUUUAUUUUGGUGUCCUUUACAAUUGCAAGCAGCAAUUUAGAUGACGGCAUCCUGAAGCCUCUAUACGAUAAUGUUUUGUUACGAUUGAAGACUAUAUUAGAGUAUUUGGGUUCGGCAUCCAUUAGCACAGCGGAAGGGAUCAACCAGCACAUGGUGAACGGGGUGUCAAUGAAGGAAGCGAACGCUGCUGUAUCGUCUGAUGACAACUGCUACGUUAAUUUACUGUAUGAAUGUAUGUCUGAGGAAGCUAUGACAGAGGUAAUGGAGGCUGCCAGCGGCGACGGCUGUUUUGUGUCUAUGGUUAUUGCAGCUGCUUCUCUGGCAUGCUUUCUCAGCGCAGCUUGUGGUCUGAUCCAAAAACUAAGAUUCAUUCACACGACUAUGUCUCGUCGCUGUACUCAGCUCUUGUUGAGGGCACUUGUCCAGUGGAUGCCGUCGAUAUCAUUUGAAUUACAAGGAUCAUUGCAUACGGUAUGUGAUCCUAAGGUCGGCUACGAUGGUGGCUGCCCAUUACAGGCAUCACUGGCAUUAAUACCUAUGGAUUUUGAGCCAGAAGAAGCGCGUUUAGUGAAUCGCAUCAAGGAACUAGCUAACCAUCUGCCUCUUUCUGCGCUGUGGCAGACGAAUUACCCCCUUACUGAGAACACUGACAACUCGUUUGAUGUUAAUCAGGAAAAGACUGAAUCAUUGCGCGAACAGUGGGUGCAUAGGGUGGUAGAUGUUUUAUAUAUCGCACUACGCAACACUGACCAGAAAAAGGAUGAUGUUGAGGAAGAGGGUAACACAUUUUUUGUACUUUCUUGCGUUCUCAUGGGACUCGCUACACCACAUUUCCAAAACACGAUACUCAUAAUGGAAGUGUACUUGGGUCUAUUUCUUCAAAUGGGCCGUGUGGAGCAAUGCCAGUGUAUAGGUACGAACCUGGAUGAACCUGGAACAAGCCUAGAAGAUGAGAGCUGCGCGAAGCAUCUUUGGGUGCUUAUUCAGAUUGGAUUACUAGUUCUUAAUGGGUACUCACCGACGAUCUACCGCGAGGGUGAGCACAUCAACGAGGUCCAAAGAUGCUCGUCCAUAUACAAGGGUCGGCUACAGGCCUCGCUGCUGGCACUCAUAGGGACAGGAAGUGCUGUGCUUACUGGGUUACCACCAUCCGCGCUGGCAGUUCACAUGAUACCGCAUUUGAGAUCCUCGCUACUUCAGGUUUUGCCUGUUUUUCUCAGUUUAGCUGAUUAUUGCUUCUUUAAUUUCACUGACAUGUGCGGUCUCCAGAACAAUGCCGAGGAUAUGUUUGAAAUUUCGAGCGCGAUUAAAGACGUCAACGACGCGUUCGAGAAUCUUUUCACAAACACAUCAAGCAGCGACGAACUUGAAAGGGGAGUUCCAGUGUUUUUGAAGGAAGGGUGCUCCAUCGCUCUGCCUUUAGCACUCUGCCGGCUUCGCUUCGCCUUCUUUGCUGUAGAACCUUUUGGUACGCCUACUGACGAGAGACUUGGGCAGUACCACACCGCACUUUCGUCAUUUCAGAGCAGGUUUGCGGCGUUGACCAGUGCAGUUCAGCUUUCUGCCACUACGAAAGACGCACAGGCUGGUGAUACAAGUAACACAGAUCCAAUAGCAUGCUUUCUAUUAGUGUCGUCACUUCUUCGUGAAGCGGCCUAUUUCCCACUGGACGUAUCACGUGAUAAAGUACUCAUUGCGUGUAUUCGUCGGUGGGUCGACUUGAGCCUGCAGCUUGCCUCUUGCACGUUAGCACGAUUGCAUCCUGCUUUUUCGGAGCUACUUCAGUACCAUGCGGCUAGAAGCCUUCUUUUCUUUGCGGAAUGCAACACGUAUGUACCGAUAGAGCAGCUCAACCUUUCAGAAACAGCAGCUACAUUCUUAAUGCGUAUUUUGCAGUCUCUGGAAGAUAAGGGUGAGGAAGAGCGCUUUACUUUCAAUAUUAGUGAUGGCGAGGUGGGGGGGCACUUGCUGGAGACAUAUACUCGAUGGUUUUUACGAGGUCGAGAAUGGCAAAGGGUGUGUAGUUUGCAUAGCCGCGCACAGGCACUUAAAUCUACAGAUUUCAGCUCAACAGAUAACCCCGUAGUUUCGACUAUUUUAGAGAGCAUGCGUCAGUGCCAAGCAUCAUUGUGUAAGUUACUACUCCAACAGCGCGAGCCCAACAGUGGCUGCUGCGUCGUUACCGAAGAUGGUUCCUGUGAGGAUCGCGUGGAUGAGGAGGACGCAUCGCUCCAUCUCAUUCAGAAGCGAAUGCAUCCAGAUGACAGUAAAAAACUCAUUGGGAACACAGUUAAGCCUUUUCCCAGUCGGUUUAGAGCCAGGGAGGCCCUCGAGCUAUCGUCGCGUCUGCGGGAAUUAUUGCGUGUAGGUCACAUCGUUGAAUCUGUCUUAUCUCAAGCAGCCCACCGAGAGGACGAUGAAUUGGUUACAGAUAGCAGUACACCAUCUCCAGUUGUUUCGACAAAUGCCACCUCACCUUUUUUGUCACUCUCCGUGGAAGUUCUUUCGCCUAGCCAUGUUUCCACGCAGGACUCUUCAGGGAGUAUUGCCGAGAUACACGGUUGA